AUGGCUUCAAGGAUGGUACUUAGAUUGAGUGAGUCGGCGGUGCUGGCUCUAGUGGCGUGUGCGCACGCGCAGUACCAAGAUGAGCGCGCGCCGCGAUACAUCGCGUCAGAGCCAAAGGCCCCGCCCACAACACCCGUGCCUAUCCUCAAACAAAUAAACAGGCACAAUGAGGAUGGGUCCUACACGUACGGGUACGAGGCCGCCGAUGGAUCGUUCAAAAUAGAAACAAAGGCACCGAACGGAGAAGUCAAAGGCAAAUACGGAUAUAAGGAUGAUACUGGCAAGGUCCGUGUGAUUGAGUACGGAGCCAACAAAUAUGGCUUCCAGCCUGCUGGUGAGGGUAUCACAGUGGCGCCACCUACACUCGUCGAUGAAACUAAAGAGGAGAGACAGAGACAGAAGCAGCAGCAGCAGCAACAACCUCAGCAGCCUCGCCGCAGCCAAUACCAGCCGGCCCCAGCUCAGGCGAUUGACUAUGACUAUGAGGACCCAGCACCUCCCCCACCCAGGGCCCCAGCCCGUCCCGUCCCGAGGCCAACACAAUACCGGCCUGAACCCGCACCUCCACAAUACUCAGCUCCUGCUCAGCCCCAGUACCGAGCCCCUAUUCAUCAGACACAACAACAGUUCGGGGUGCCAUCUCCCACACAAGCGCCGCAGCAGCAGUACAGGCCUUCUUCACAGCAAAGCCCCACCCCUCCUAGGCCCGCAUUCUUCGCCGGAGCAGCUCCAGUGCCAGAAGAGAACAACUUCUUCAACCCGCAGCCACAGCCACAGCCACAACGCAGACAGUUCCAGAACAAGCCGAGGCAGGACUUCAGACCUGCUCCUCAGUUCCAGGACUAUGAACCUAACCCCUUCGAGCCUCAACAAGUCAAUAACUUCGCAGCUCCAAGGCCUACUAAGAACCACUUCUCCAUGUUAGAUGAACUCCUCAAGGAAUAUGCUCUCCCUGCUAACGGACCACGAGCUGUUCACGAUAUCACCUUCGGAAGCUACUAGGCUAAGAAUAAAUCUCAAUGUCAUUUUGUAAAUAUGUAGACUAUUUUUUAUUAAUAUAAAACAAAUUUGUUUCUUAGUUUUUAUCAAACAAAUUUUGAUAA
Messenger RNA from Spodoptera exigua (beet armyworm), 1103 nucleotides. The record is from the annotation of a GenBank genome assembly. Lineage: Eukaryota; Metazoa; Arthropoda; Insecta; Lepidoptera; Noctuidae.